Perca flavescens (yellow perch) is the source of this 1920-nucleotide messenger RNA. RefSeq names its product solute carrier family 34 member 2a (gene slc34a2a). Gene Ontology annotation, biological process: intracellular phosphate ion homeostasis; sodium-dependent phosphate transport. Gene Ontology annotation, cellular component: brush border; vesicle; apical plasma membrane. The record is from RefSeq and is a predicted model, not a curated record. The transcript is spliced from 13 exons. NCBI's taxonomy places the organism in Eukaryota, Metazoa, Chordata, Actinopteri, Perciformes, Percidae. Gene Ontology annotation, molecular function: sodium:phosphate symporter activity. The coding region runs from base 1 to 1920 and encodes 639 amino acids.
AUGGACACACUACGCCUGCCACAGCCAAUGGCUGCUCAAAACAAUGAGGACAAAGCAAGCCACGCACACUCGACGGUGACUCUGAUUGAGGAGGAGCAGGAGGCUGCAGACCCAUGGGACAUGCCAGAGCUGAAGGACACAGGGGUCCCAUGGUCAGCUCUGGAUACCAAGGGGAAAGUGUUAAGAGUGCUGGUGUCAGUGGGGAAGUUCAUCCUGCUGCUGGGUUUCCUCUACAUGUUCAUCUGCUCUCUUGACAUCCUCAGCUCCGCUUUCCAGCUUGUUGGAGGUAAAGCAGCAGGUGACAUCUUUCAGGACAACACAAUUCUGUCCAACCCUCUGGCUGGUCUGGUCAUUGGUGUUCUGGUCACUCUGCUGGUCCAGAGCUCAUCCACUUCCUCCUCCAUAGUUGUCAGCAUGGUGUCCUCUGGAUUGCUAACGGUCCAGCUGGCUGUUCCUAUCAUCAUGGGCACCAACAUCGGCACCUCUGUCACCAACACACUAGUCGCCAUGACGCAGGCUGGUGACCGCAGCACCUUUCGCAGGGCUUUUGCAGGGGCCACUGUGCACGACUUCUUCAACUGGCUCUCUGUGCUGGUGCUGCUGCCUCUGGAGGUCGCCACUGGUUAUUUGUAUGUGGUCACCAAGCUCAUCAUUGACUCCUUCAAAAUUGAGAAUGGAGAGGCCCCGGACCUGUUAAAUGUGAUCACUGAUAUUCUCACUGAGUCAAUUAUACAGUUGGAUCAGUCUGUCAUUAGUGGGAUUGCCACAGGAGACCCAGAAGCCAGGAAUAAGAGUCUCAUCCUGAAAUGGUGCCAAACCUUCACCAACUCAACCUUAAUGAACGUCACAGUUCCUGGUCCAGAGAACUGCACAUCUCCAUCUCUCUGCUGGUUCGAUGGCAACUACACCUUCACACUGAAGAACAUUUCUGAAAUGUACAAUGUCCAGAAAUGUAAGCAUCUUUUUGUUAAUGUGAAUCUGCCUGACCUGGCAGUGGGUCUGAUCCUGCUGGCUCUUUCUCUGCUGGUGCUCUGCUCCUGCCUGAUCCUGAUCGUCAAGCUGCUCAACUCCAUGCUGAAGGGACAGGUGGCUACAGUCAUCAAGAAGAUCCUUAACACUGAUUUCCCUUUUCCAUUUGGCUGGGUCACAGGUUACAUUGCCAUUUUAGUUGGAGCUGGAAUGACCUUCAUUGUGCAGAGCAGUUCGGUUUUCACUUCUGCUAUUACUCCACUUGUUGGUAUUGGUGUCAUCAGCAUAGAAAGAGCAUACCCGUUGUCUCUGGGUUCAAAUAUUGGCACAACCACCACAGCCAUCCUGGCUGCUAUGGCGAGUCCUGGAGACACACUGGGUGAUUCUCUACAGAUUGCCCUUGUGCACUUCCUGUUCAACAUCUCUGGCAUUAUUCUGUGGUAUCCAUUCCCCUGCACCCGCAUCCCUAUCCGGCUGGCGAAAAGCCUGGGGAACAUCACCGCCUCUUACCGCUGGUUUGCUGCCAUCUACAUAAUCUUUUUCUUCUUCGUUUUACCGCUCUUCAUCUUCAGCCUGUCACUGGCCGGCUGGCAGGUACUGGUAGGCGUGGGUGCACCUCUCGUUGUCAUAUUGAUCAUCAUCAUAGUGAUCAACAUACUGCAGAAACGGAAACCUGGGUGUCUGCCUGCAGCACUGCGAUCCUGGGACUUCCUCCCGCUGUGGGCCCACUCCCUGGCUCCCUGGGACAAAGUGAUUGGUGUGAUUACCACCAAAUGCUGUUGCUGCUGCAAAUGCUGCCAAAUUUCUGCUGAUGAUCAAGAACCCAGCAAUAAAGAACCAGUGGGAAAUAACAACACAGAGGUGUAUGAUAACCCUGCAAUGAGUGCAGAGAAGGAGGUGGAAAAUGAGAUAAAUUUAGAGCCUAAGAUUCUGAAGAUGACCCAGCUUUGA